AUGGGCGAAUCCAUUCUUGAUCUGCUCGGCAAGGCCGACAACCUGAGCGAUCCCAAACCAGUUUUGAACGAGCGACCGGCAGUCCUUGGUAUGGUCAUAUCUUUUCUGAUCUUUUCCUGGAUCUGCGGCAUCUUUCGACUCUACGUACGGUUCUUCAUUGCCCGUUGUCCGGGAUGGGAUGACCUUUUCGUUGUGCUUGUACUGUUUUCCAGCACGCUGCUGUCUGUGGGAACAUGUGUAGCUACGAACUACGGCCUCGGCCAGCACUUCCUACCACUCGGUCUUGGUGGUAUGCAAGCUUUUGUUAGGAGCUUUUAUGUCUGCAACGGUGCAUACCCAAUGGCCACAGCAUUGAUCAAGCUGGCUUUGCUUUUUCAAUACCUUCGAAUGUUCGAAAAAGGCAGCAAAUCCCGAUUCAUCACCAUCGUCGUCAUCUACAUCACCGCCUUGUGGGGCCUCGCAUACACCUUCCUGGCCUUCGUCCCGUGUUUCCCCAUCUCGGCCUUCUGGAACCUGACCGCGGUGACAAACGAUCGAUGGGGUUUCGGCUCUCACGAUCCUGUCAUUUUUGCACGCACCUUUGAGAGUCACGUCGGGAUUAACGUGGCGCUGGAUCUCAUUGUGUUCGUAAUACCCAUCAAGCUGUUUAUGGAGCGUGGUCUGAGGGCCAAGUCACGGCUGGGUUUACUUGGUCUUAUCACCAUGGGUGUUCUUGUAAACAUUCUUGGAAUUUUCCGUUUGAUUGGCAUCACGCAUUCUAGAGCCGGCACAUACCCGACAUUAGACCCGUCAUGGUACGGAUGCGUACCGAUUGUUCUUGCGGCAGUCGAAGUCAACCUGGCGACUAUCUGCGCCUCGUUGCCUGUUUUCUGGCCAGCUCUUCAGCUGAGCCUAGGCAGUAUCUUCAUCACCAAAGAAAUCGAAAUCACCUCCGAGAUCAGAAGGUUUAGUGGCGACGAAGAGUCGCCCGCCGAGCUCUGCAACAUCACCCCAACAAAAUCCACGAAAUCUCCCGGCCAGGAUGCCGGUCCUGUGCGGUGGUCGGAGUUAUACAACGAGUCCCCGUUGUCGAGAGCAACAAAAGUCGAGGCGGACACGAGUCCGAGGAAGCCGGCAGAGAAGAUGUUUAUGUCAGAGCGGUUUAGAAGGGUGACUGGGGACCAAGAGUCCCAGGAUCACCUUGUUAGUCGUUUGUAG
Molecule: messenger RNA, 1197 nt
Organism: Colletotrichum karsti
Lineage: Eukaryota; Fungi; Ascomycota; Sordariomycetes; Glomerellales; Glomerellaceae
Exons: 4
Coding region: 1-1197 (398 amino acids)
Source: RefSeq, a predicted model, not a curated record